Molecule: messenger RNA, 2552 nt
Organism: Conger conger (European conger)
Lineage: Eukaryota; Metazoa; Chordata; Actinopteri; Anguilliformes; Congridae
Product: amine sulfotransferase-like
Exons: 7
Coding region: 262-1137 (291 amino acids)
Biological process (GO): sulfation
Cellular component (GO): cytoplasm
Molecular function (GO): sulfotransferase activity
Source: RefSeq, a predicted model, not a curated record
GUAGAAGUGAUUAACAGCGAUCGAGACAAACAAACUGGCUCAAGCCCUAACCCUUGCUGUUCAAAUGAGCAAUUUAAAAUAAAACGUUACCGCGUCUAGAGGAAAAUCCGCAGCGAAACUACAACACCUGGUUGGAAUGAUGCACUUACUGAAUGCAUUACUUAUUUGAAUGCAUCAACAGCUUGCGUCAACUUGGAUACCAGCGAUAUAUACUGACGUCUUCGCCCCCAGAACCGCUAAUUUCGCCCCCAUUUCAGACUGAUGGCUCAGCAGGAAUACAAGCUUCUUAGCGAUGCCUUGUUCACGUACAAGGGAACCGUCUUCUUUAAUACUGACACUUAUAAAUCUACUCCGGAAUAUAUUGACAGCUUGGAAAACUUUGAGAUCAGAGACCGUGACGUUUUUCUUGUCACUUACCCAAAAUCUGGCACAGUAUGGACCCAGCGCAUUGUUACCUUGCUGUAUGACGAGGACUUCCCAGACUCUGUGGACAAGAUCACAUUUGAGCGCAUGCCCUGGGUGGAGAUCUUGGUUAAAGGUAUGGACUACACCAAACGGCCAUCACCCAGGCUGUUCUGCUCCCAUCUGCAGGAGCACCUGGUACCCAGAGGCCUGCAGGAGAAGAAGGCCAAAGUCAUCUACGUCUUCAGGAACCCCAAAGAUGUCCUCAUUUCUUGCUUUCAUUUCACAAACUGCAUGCACAGACUGGAGACACACAAAGACCUGGAUGAAACGCUGGAUAAGUUUUUCACCGGUUGGAUGGUUGGUGGUUGCUGGUUUGAUCACGUCAAGGGAUGGUACAACAACAGAGACAAGUACAACAUCCUCUUUCUAAGCUAUGAAGAGAUGAUCAAGGAUCUGAGAUCUGUUGUUGUGAGGAUCAGUGAAUUUGUGGGGAAAAAUAUGUCUGACGCAGCAAUUGACAAAAUAGUGAAGCGGGUCUCCUUUAAGGAGAUGAAGGUCGAUCCUUUGGCAAACUAUGAAUUCGUGGGGAAAUUCCUGCGCAAAGGUACAAUUGGGGACUGGAAGAACAACCUUACGGUGGCUCAGAGUGAACGCUUCGACAAAAUCUUCCAGGAGAGGAUGAAGGACUUCCCUCUGACCUUCGUCUGGGACAUCAGUGAGCUCCGUGGCUGAUGUUUCAGAUGUCAUCUAUAAACUGGACAGAGUACACAGUGAGGUCUGUGAGUAUCUGGAUAGUGACACAACUUAUGUUGUUUUGACUCUGUACUCCAGCACAGACUGCCACCCUUAAUUUGAGGGUGCAUAUUGGGUGACCUGCUCCAAGGAAGCGGUUGAAUAGGGGAGAGUGGGGCAUAUUGUUACAGUUGUCACUCUUCCCUACAUUUCUGGGGCACAAUACAUCACAAUGGAAUAAAUAUAAUACCAAAUGACAGUCUCAGGCACAUACAGGUAAGUGGAGGAAGUGCACUUGCAACAUAAGUUGUCACACUUUGUGGGGUAAGUUGUCAUUGUGAAUUUUCUUCUUACUUUUUUAUUCAAAGCCAAAUAUAACUUCAUCAAAGGACCAGUGGUGUGGGGCAGCAUUGAUCCCCAAAUAUUUACUUUGCCCCCCCCCCCCCCCAAAUAUCAAAAUGAUUUUUGAGCAUGUGUCAAUUUACAGUGCAGAAAAUUUACACCAUUUGCCCCAAAACUGACAUGUGUAACAUUGGACACUUUAUUCUCUCCUCUACUUAAAUACAAUACAAAAUAUAAUUUUUAACAUUUGUACCCAAAAAAGUUUUAUUACAUAAAAUGUGAAGUGCCAUUUCUUUUUUUACUUUUGAAGUUGAAACAUAAGAGUGUGAUUUUUAACCACAUGUAAACGGUCAGACACAAAUCUUGGGGUAGUGCCUAUUGUUUUGGAGAAAUUCAUCUUUUUGAUUAACUUACCCAUGUGACAACUUAACCCACUCUCCCCUACACCUCAAUAAUCAGAAACGGCAGAGAAGCUAACUGUUCAAUAACUUUUGGCCCCAUAAAAUGGUGGGACAAUGUAUAUAUAAAAAGGGAUGUAAUUUCUAUAAGGAUCACCUGAUAUGGAUUUAAACGUGGUCACAUUAAAGGUGACAGUCUGAACUUAGUUGUUUGAUUUGAAAUCCAAUGUGCUGGACCACAUAGCCAAAACAAGGUAAAACAGUAAUUGUGUCACUAUCCAGAUACUUACGGACCUCCCUACAUGUCUGUGUUGCAUAGUGACUCGACGUUCUUCAUUUUGUCAUUUAAGAAGGCAUUCUUUAAUUUUCAAUUCAGAAAAAUAGGAUAAGCGAGCAUAUAGUACAGAGAUUUUUGGGGAAGUUAUGGAUUGUGGCCAAUAACAUUUUACUGGUAAAUGUUAUGCUAUAAAAUGGAAUAUUCAGUGGCAUGCAUGUUGUGUAAAACCAAUACAGGGCAUAGUUCUCAGAAGUUUCAUAAUUUCAGGGGGAUUUAAAUAAAAAAAUUAACAAUCAACUGUGUUUGAAAUUCAAAAUUGCAAACAUGCAAAAUUAUGUUAAAUGUGUUUUUUCAAUAUUCAGAAAUUUUACAGUUACAGAAGUGUCGACUAGAGUGGA